AUGAGGCUGGUUGGGGUGGGCGCGUGUUACAUGGACACCAUCUUGAGCGUACCAUACUACCCAGCCGAGGAUGAGAAGCUCCGAGCCACAAACAUCCAUCGUCGCCGCGGAGGCAAUGUGCCAAACACUCUAGAGGUCCUCCAACAGCUGGUCAGCGCCAGCAGCGGCAGCGAACACAAACCUCAGCUGUACCUCUGCUCCGUCAUGCCGGCACUCUCGUCAGUUGGAUCUAGCGAGAUCAAGGCCUCAUUUGGCCCGAGCGUAGACCUGUCGCACUGUUUAUACCGUGAUGCACACUCCGAGCCAGCGUCCAGCUACAUCAUCAAGAGCUCCUCGGCUGACAGCAGGACCAUCGUGAACUACAACGACCUGCCAGAAAUGACAUGUGCUGAGUUCAUAGCCAUGUCGGACUCUUUCGACGAUGAAGCAACCUGGUAUCAUUUUGAAGGCCGGAUUCCAGACGUCACUCUUCAGUUUAUGCGACAUCUUCGCCAAAAUCACCCCACCGUGAGACUCAGCGUCGAGGUGGAAAAGCCAGGCCGGCCCGGUCUCGAAUCGCUGGCGGCCCAGGCUGACGUCGUGUUCUACUCCAAGAGCUGGUCUCGCGAACGCGGGUACCCCGACGCUAUUGCUUGUGUGCGAGACCAGGCUCGUAUAGCUAGAAAGGCGUCUCAUCUGUUUUGCACAUGGGGAGAGGCCGGCGCUACUGCAUUCGACGUCAAGCACCAAGAGAUAUACAAUCAACGAGCCGCCUCAAUAGCUGCCGUUACAGACACCAUUGGAGCCGGCGAUACAUUCAUUGCCGGAGUUCUCUACGGGAUGCUCUGGCGAGAUCACGACUGGGACGUUUCACGAGUUCUCGAGUUUGCGAGCACUCUUGCCGGAUGCAAGAUUGCACAGGAAGGCUUCCAAGGCCUGGGCGAUCGUAUGCGCAUCUCCGGUGCUAUCCCGGCAUAG
Messenger RNA from Exophiala spinifera, 957 nucleotides. RefSeq lists its product as uncharacterized. Gene Ontology annotation, molecular function: kinase activity. The record is from RefSeq and is a predicted model, not a curated record. NCBI's taxonomy places the organism in Eukaryota, Fungi, Ascomycota, Eurotiomycetes, Chaetothyriales, Herpotrichiellaceae. The coding region runs from base 1 to 957 and encodes 318 amino acids. The transcript has 5 exons.